This is a messenger RNA of Coregonus clupeaformis (lake whitefish), 5309 nucleotides long. Its product is annotated as AP-1 complex subunit beta-1. The record is from RefSeq and is a predicted model, not a curated record. Gene Ontology annotation, cellular component: clathrin adaptor complex; membrane coat. The coding region runs from base 235 to 3309 and encodes 1024 amino acids. Gene Ontology annotation, molecular function: clathrin binding. The transcript has 24 exons. Gene Ontology annotation, biological process: intracellular protein transport; vesicle-mediated transport. NCBI's taxonomy places the organism in Eukaryota, Metazoa, Chordata, Actinopteri, Salmoniformes, Salmonidae.
UUCUCUUCUGUUUUAUUAUGUGUCGUGUCUAAUUUUAACUUCAGUAGGCACGUUAAUUCUGUGGGGUUGGAUUUGAAAAUAGGUCGAUAGAUUAAGAGCUUUACUAUCCGGGCAUAGGCUUCCUUAAGCCCCUACUUUAGAAGGUAAUUUCUUUAGACAGAGCAACAUAGCAUCAGCUACAGUACCUAGCAAAUUGUACAGUCGUUGAGCAGCAGGUUCAUUCAUCAAGCAAAUAUGGAGUGGGCUAAUCAAUUAUGCGAGAACCGGCAAUUUGGAUCCAAGAUGACGGACUCUAAGUAUUUCACCACUACCAAGAAAGGAGAGAUCUUUGAGCUGAAAGCUGAGCUGAACAGCGAUAAGAAGGAGAAGAAGAAGGAGGCUGUGAAGAAGGUCAUUGCCUCCAUGACCGUUGGGAAGGAUGUCAGUGCCCUGUUUCCAGACGUGGUGAACUGCAUGCAGACUGACAACCUUGAGCUGAAGAAGCUGGUCUACCUGUACCUGAUGAACUAUGCCAAGAGCCAGCCCGACAUGGCCAUCAUGGCUGUCAACACCUUCGUCAAGGACUGUGAGGACCCUAACCCCCUGAUCCGGGCCCUGGCUGUGCGUACUAUGGGCUGCAUCCGCGUGGACAAGAUCACUGAGUACCUGUGUGAGCCUCUGAGGAAGUGUCUGAAGGACGAGGACCCCUACGUGAGGAAGACUGCAGCCGUGUGCGUCGCCAAGCUCCAUGACAUCAACGCCCAGCUGGUGGAGGACCAGGGUUUCCUGGAUACCCUCAAGGACCUCAUCUCUGACUCCAACCCCAUGGUGGUAGCGAAUGCCGUGGCAGCCCUGUCUGAGAUUGCAGAGUCCCACCCCAACAGCAACCUGCUGGACCUGAACCCCCAGUCCAUCAACAAGCUGCUGACGGCCCUCAACGAGUGCACCGAGUGGGGCCAGAUCUUCAUCCUGGACUGCCUGGCCAACUACACCCCUCGCGACGACCGCGAGUCCCAGAGUAUCUGUGAGCGGGUGACCCCCCGUCUGUCCCAUGCCAACUCUGCGGUGGUGCUGUCAGCGGUCAAGGUGCUGAUGAAGUUCAUGGAGAUGCUUCCUAAGGACCUGGACUACUAUGGCACCCUGCUGAAGAAGCUGGCCCCACCCCUGGUCACCCUGCUGUCUGCAGAGCCUGAGCUGCAGUAUGUGGCCCUGAGGAACAUCAACCUCAUCGUGCAGAAACGCCCAGAGAUCCUGAAGCAUGAGAUGAAGGUGUUCUUUGUGAAGUACAAUGACCCCAUCUAUGUCAAGCUGGAGAAACUGGACAUCAUGAUCCGCCUGGCAUCUCAAGCCAACAUCGCCCAGGUGCUGGCAGAGCUGAAGGAGUAUGCCACUGAGGUGGAUGUGGACUUUGUGCGGAAGGCAGUCCGAGCCAUCGGCCGCUGUGCCAUCAAAGUGGAGCAAUCAGCUGAGCGCUGUGUGAGCACCCUGCUGGACCUCAUCCAGACCAAGGUCAACUAUGUGGUGCAGGAGGCCAUCGUGGUCAUCAAGGACAUCUUCCGCAAGUACCCCAACAAGUAUGAGAGUGUGAUCGCCACGCUGUGUGAGAACCUGGACUCUCUGGACGAGCCGGAGGCGCGGGCGGCCAUGAUCUGGAUCGUAGGAGAGUACGCUGAGAGGAUUGACAACGCUGACGAGCUGCUGGAGAGCUUCCUGGAGGGCUUCCACGACGAGAGCACCCAGGUGCAGCUGCAGCUGCUGACAGCCAUAGUGAAGCUGUUCCUGAAGAAACCCACUGAGACCCAGGAGCUGGUGCAGCAGGUGCUCAGCCUGGCCACACAGGACUCUGACAAUCCGGACCUGCGAGACCGUGGCUAUAUCUACUGGCGCCUGCUCUCCACUGACCCUGUGGCUGCCAAGGAGGUGGUGCUGGCCGAGAAGCCCCUGAUCUCGGAGGAGACAGACCUGAUUGAGCCCACCCUGCUGGAGGAGCUCAUCUGCCACAUUGGCACGCUGGCUUCCGUCUACCACAAACCCCCCAGCGCCUUCGUGGAGGGCAGCCGCGGUGUGAUGCACAGGAGGCUCCCCGCCCGCACUGGGUCAGGAGAGAGUACUGAGAGCCCAGACGUGGGCACUGCUGCUGGGGGCUCUGCCCCUGAGGCUGCACCCUCUAUCAUCCCCUCCCAGGGGGACCUCCUGGGGGACCUGCUCAACCUGGACAUUGCACCCUCCACCACCACCGGCCCCCCACCACCCACCACCGGCAUGCAGAUGGGGGGCAUGGACCUCCUGGGUGGAGGUCUGGACAGCCUGAUGGGGGAUGAGUCUGAACCGCCCCAUGUUCCCCCGCGGAUGGACACUCCUCGGUCUCCGUCACCUCAGCCCCCGUCACCAGUGUACACCCACACUGACUACACCUACACUGACUACAGUCACACUGACAGCCCUCCUGACCACAGCCCUACUGAGCACAGCCCCCCUGCAGAGCUUGGAGGAGAUAUUGGUGGGAGUCCUGCGAUGGGGGCAGGUUUUGGGGUGGCUCCUGCUGUAAUGCCAGCCUCGCUUAACGCCCCUGUGGGGGGUGGCCUAGGAGACCUGUUUGACCUGGGAGGUGGGGUUGGCAUGCCGAUGGGAGCAUACAUUCCUCCCAAAACAGUGUGGCUCCCGGCCAUGAAGGCUAAAGGUCUGGAGAUUUCUGGGACCUUCGCUCGGCGUGCUGGAGUCAUCCAGAUGGAGCUGAUCCUCACCAACAAGGCCAUGAGCGUCAUGACCGACUUCGCCAUCCAGUUCAACAGGAACAGUUUUGGCCUGGCCCCUGCCGGCCCUCUCCAGGUCCUCACCCCUCUCGGCCCAAACCAGACCAUUGAAGUCAGCCUCCCCCUCAGCACUGUUGGGCCAGUCAUGAAGAUGGAGCCUCUCAACAACCUGCAGGUGGCUGUGAAGAACAACAUUGACGUCUUCUACUUCAGCUGCCAAUACCCCAUCAGCAUGCUGUUUGUGGAAGAUGGAAAGAUGGAGCGUCAGGUGUUCCUGGCCACAUGGAAAGACAUUCCUAACGACAACGAGUCUCAGUUCCAGAUCAAAGACUGUCAUCUCAACUCAGAUGCAGCCAGCAACAAGCUGCAGGGCAGUAACAUCUUCACCAUAGCCAAGCGCACGGUGGAGGGCCAGGACAUGCUCUACAUGUCCAUCAAACUGUCCAACGGCAUCUGGGUGCUGGCUGAACUGAGGGUGCAGGCUGGAAACCCCAACUACACGAUCUCUCUGAAGUGCAGAGCCCCAGAGGUGUCCCAGUGUGUGUUCCAGUGCUAUGAGGCAGUGCUGAAGAACUGAACCCCUCACAGGGCUGAAGUAGGGGGGCAACCUGAGUCAUGGAGAUUGGAGACUGGACCUGACUGGAGGGAGCUCCUGGACCCCCAACCCCCCUGACCCUCUCCUCUUCUCCUCCUGACCUACAGGCUUCUGAAAGGCCCUUUCCUUGUAGAAUCUCCAACCCUGCUGUCUGUCUGUGUGCCCUCCCUGGGGACCCUGGUUUCGAUCUGUUCUCUCUCGGUCAAGCAUUAACCCUCCACUCUACAAGUCCUUAUCUGAUUCAAACUCUGUCAAUCUCUGUUUUCAAGACUGCUGAAGUCUCUGGCCCACAUGGUCCCAAAGCUUUCUAUAGACCAAUCCUUUCACUCACGUCAAUAGAAUGGUCUUUGUGUCUUCUUCACCUUGAACAUGGUUUUGUUUCCCAUAACCCACAAAGUCUAGUCUGUCUUCAAUGACAAUGAGACAUCACCACCCAGUCAGAUCUCCCUUGCAUUAUGGCCUAACUCCAGUCCAACCCCUGCUGAUCUGAUUCAGUCCACCCUCCUCCCAUGAGCCUCUAGUCUGGGGCACACCUGGGAGGGGUGUUCAGCCAGUGCUGUUGGAGGAGACUGAAGCUGUGAUGCGAUGGACUUGCUCCUUGUGACGGUUUCUCCAUAUCUCCCCCCAAUGUCUCUUCUCUUUGCAUGAUUAUCUCGCCUCGCGUCUCUGCAAAUUAGUACCUAUAUUUAGUGUGUGUAAUCAGCAGUUCAAUCUCCACUGUCGGCAUACCUUUCGGUGCUUCACAUUAAAAUGUGACAGUACAGACACAAUUUUCCCCCACAUCUCGGGGCUGUGAAGCACCUCCUGUGUUCCUGUUCUGUCACCUCACUCACCCCUCAGCCCCCCCUCUCAAUGUCUCCACUGUUUCUCUCUCUCACUCACCUCACUCACUCACUCACUCACACACACACACACACACACACACACACACACACACACACACACACACUCUUCCUUUUUAUUUUAAAGGGACUGUGAUGUCCCAGCUAGUAAGAUAUACUAAAUGUUUUGGAACACACCAUGUCCCAUAUGUGUUUAGUUUGUUGUUUGCCCUUCUUGAUGUUCCCAUUGGGCUUGGUUGUUGUUGUUGUACUGAAUCUCUGCUGUCUCUUGGAGCAGGUCUCUCUCUCCCAUGUAUGUGUGUUGGAGUGCCUGUGUGCUAUUUGUUAUUAGAGAGGGUUGGAGAAACAUCUAAGGCUACAUUUACACAGGCAGCCCAAUUCAGAUAUUUUGCCCAAUUAUUUGCGAAAGAUCUGAUCUGAUUCUUCAAAAGACCAAUUAUUGCAAAAUAAAUCAGAAUUGGGCUGCCUAUGUAAACUCAGCCAUAUACGCCUCACUACUACAUACACUACCUUUCUCUCCCUAAUUAUUAGCGCCUUUCCUCUUUUAAAGUCAUUCCAUUAUGUAUUCCCGGGUUUGUGUUUGCAGUGUAAUUACAGUUUAACUCUGGGCGGGCGAGGGCCACAGAUGUUUGUGGAUGUUGUUUCUGCUGUGUGCUCUCUGUCAAUCACGGCUGCUUGGGCUCCCUGCCAGGUUGUUGCUUUCUCCUCCUCCCCUCUUAGUUGGUCAAGUACCUCUGCCAUCUGUCAUAGAGGCUUUAAACCACCUGUAUGUUCUAUACUUGACCUGUAUAGGAAACUAACUUUAGAGGUAGCCCAAAUCAUGAAAUCUUUUGUAUAAAGAAAAUCUGAACAACUCAACUUCACCAUUCUGUUUUACCUAGUCUCUUUGGAAAAUGAAUUGGAUAUUUCAACUUGAGUCAUUGAAUCAGAACCCUCUGGAACAGCUCCAUAGUGAACACAUGCACACUUUCGCUACUUGGAGAUGAGUGGAUUUACUUGGUCUGUGUGGUGAAAACUGACUCGUGUGUAUGUGAUGAGAAGCUGUAAAAUAGCUGGUGAAGGAGAAUUCUGAUGUUUCUUGAUUGACUGUGUGUACAUCAUUUGAAACAGACGUAUUAAAAAAUCUGAUAUAUUCACAAA